AUGUUUGCCGCAGACUUCCAGAAUUCGGGUUGCCCAGACUGGGCCACAAAUUCCUUCAACAUGAAGCUCGACCAACUGCUGUGGGUUCCACUUCUCAACGCAUGCGCUUCAUUUGCACUCCCUGAGCAGUCAUCCUUGCGCUCGGUAGGUGACUUCCAGGAAACAUGUACAUCUAUUGCACCGAAACUCCAGAUCGCGAACGCCACAAUCUACUUCUCCCAGUUUGUCGCAGCGGGGACGAAUCUCAGCAUUCCAGAUUAUAAUGUCACAUGUGGGCAAUUCUCUCAAGCUAUCUCUACAGAUAUUUGCCGUAUUGCCCUUUAUGUGGCCACAUCUAACCGCUCCGGCAUUAACAUGGAAGCGUGGCUUCCGGCAAACUGGACUGGGAGAUUUCUGAGUACUGGAAAUGGGGGCAUAUCUGGAUGCACGGGAUACAACGACAUGGUCUAUACUACUAGAUUAGGAUUUGCAUCCGUCGGGGCAAACAACGGACAUAACGGUACUAGCGGCGGAGCGUUCUACAACAACCCCGAAGUUGUAGCAGACUUUGCGUAUCGGUCUGUCCAUACUGGAGUGGUGGUGGGAAAGGCGAUUAGUAAGGCCUUCUACGGGAAAGCUCACAAGAAGUCUUACUACCUAGGAUGUUCCACCGGAGGUCGACAAGGUUUCAAAUCCGCACAAGACUUUCCUGAAGAUUUUGACGGCAUUGUGGCUGGUGCCCCAGCAUUUGCAUUCAACAACCUGACGUCUUGGAGCGGACACUUCUAUAUCCUUGAAGGAAACCCAACAUCUCCUACCUUUGUUCCCACAAACAUGUGGCCCAUCAUUCACCAAGAUAUUCUAAAGCAGUGUGAUGCGAUUGAUGGCUACAUCGAUGGCAUCAUCGAGGACCCACUACUGUGCAAUUACGAUUCGAAAGGGCUAAUCUGCGGCGGAAACUUGACGACAAAUUGUUUAACACCUGUGCAGUCCCAGACGGUGCAAAAGAUCUUCUCGCCGUUGUAUGCCGCAGAUGGCUCUCUUGUCUACCCUCGGAUGCAACCCGGCUCAGAGAUUUCAGCGGCAUACAUUAGUUACACUGGUGCUCCGUUUCCUUAUAUGGCGGAUUGGUAUCGAUACGCAAUCUACAACGACCCUUCCUGGGACCCCGCAACUCUGAAUACCACAGAUUAUGCGAACGCGGCUCGAAUCAACCCAUCCAACAUUGAAACCUGGAAAGGUGACCUCAGUGCAGUACACAACCGCGGCGCAAAAAUCCUACAUUAUCACGGCCAAAUGGACGCCAUCAUCACAUCUGACAACUCGCCGCGAUACUACGAACAUGUGAGUAAGACAAUGAGGCUCAAGCCCACUCAGCUGGAUUCCUUCUACCGAUUCUUCCGCAUCAGUGGGAUGGAUCAUUGUUAUGGAGGCGAUGGCGCAAGCGUCAUUGGACAGAGUCUUAAUUCUGUGGCUAGUUUGGAUCCGAGUCAGAAUGUCCUCAUGGCGAUUGUAAAUUGGGUGGAAAAUGGCAAGGCUCCAGAGACGAUCAUUGGUACUAGGUUUGUUAAUGAUACGCAAAGCUUAGGGGUUCAGUAUCAACGGGCGCAUUGCAAGUAUCCAAAGCGCAAUGUAUAUAAGGGCGGCGAUGCAAAGAAGUUGAACAGUUGGGAAUGCGUAUAG
Messenger RNA from Lindgomyces ingoldianus, 1662 nucleotides. RefSeq names its product tannase and feruloyl esterase. The record is from RefSeq and is a predicted model, not a curated record. Lineage: Eukaryota; Fungi; Ascomycota; Dothideomycetes; Pleosporales; Lindgomycetaceae. The coding region runs from base 1 to 1662 and encodes 553 amino acids. The transcript is spliced from 2 exons.